UAACAAGUGAUCACACUAUGAGCGAUCACUAUGAGAAAGUGAAGUUUCAGCUGCAGCAGAAUGCGUCCGGAGAGGCUGUGGAGACGGAGGCCGCGGCCGAAGGGGAGCAGAUGUCCCCGGCCUCCGUGUCUCCAGUCACCGCUGAUGUCUCCUGCGCUGCUCGAAGAGACAAAUCCAGAGGUGGCGGAAGAAGUCAGAGUAAAGGCAGGAGCAAAUCAGAAGGCAAUGGGAGACAGAUGAACGGUAAACAAGUGUCGGAUCUGAUACCGCAGAAGAAGUCGGAUCCUUUACGAGUGUGCCUUAUCUGCAAUGAGCAAGCCCUUCAAAUUAAAGGGACGGGAAGGACCUUAACGGGUAAAACAGCGAAAAACGGUCACGUUGAGUCAUGCCAGAGACAGACGAAUGGGAAGUGUGAACAUCACGGCAAAGAGGAUGGGAGGAAAGUGGCUAAAAAGAGGAGACCUGUGACGGUGGACAUUUCAAAAGCGAAGACGUCGCUGGAAGCGCUGAAACUCAGCAUCAGACAACUGAAGUGGAAAGAGUUUCCGAUGGGUAGGCGGGCAGCCUGUGAUAUCUACUGGCAUGGUGUGUCUUUUCAUGACAAUGAAAACAUUGUUUCUGGGCAAGUCAACAAGUUCCCAGGAAUGAUAGAGAUGCUGCGGAAGAUCAAUCUGAGUCGUGCCAUGCGUACAAUGCAGGAGCUGUUCCCAGGGGAGUACAACUUCUACCCACGCUCCUGGAUAAUGCCUGAGGAAUACCAGCUCUUCUCUACACAGAUUUGUCUCCUGAAAGAUAAUGAUUCCACAUUCAAACCCACUUUCAUCUUCAAACCGGACAGCGGUUCCCAGGGCGACGGCAUCUACCUCAUCCGUGACCCUGCUGACCUCCGGGUUAUCUCAGGUUCUCAGAUCAAACAAGCUGUUGUUCAAGAAUAUAUCCAAAAACCCUUGCUCAUUGAUAAACUGAAGUUUGAUAUCCGCCUCUACGUUCUGGUCCGCUCGUUGGAGCCUCUAGAGAUCUAUAUCGCUAAAGAGGGUCUGUCACGGUUUUGCACGGAACCCUACCAAGAACCCAGCCAGAACAACCUCAGUCAUGUUUUCAUGCACCUUACCAACUAUUCCCUUAACGUGCACAGCGGUAACUUUGUCCACUCUGACAGCUGCAACACAGGCAGUAAACGCACAUUCUCUAGCGUUCUCUAUCGCCUAGCAUCUAAAGGAGUGGACAUCAAGAAGGUCUGGUCAGACAUUAUCGCUUUAGUUAUCAAGACGGUAAUCGCACUUGUGCCUGAACUGAAGGUUUACUACCAAGCAGAUAUACCGCCGGGCAAACCAGGACCUACAUGUUUUCAGAUUCUGGGCUUUGACAUCCUGCUGAUGAAAAGCAUGAAGCCUGUUUUACUGGAGGUCAAUGCCAAUCCCAGCAUGAGAAUUGAACAUGAGCAAGAGGUGUCACCUGGUGUGUUUGAAUAUGUACCAAGUCCAGUAGAUGAGGAGGUGAAAGUGGGGGUAAUCAGAGAUGCACUCCGGCUGAUGGAUCCCGCUCAGAGGAAACAACAUGUAGUGACAAAUACAGGAGGCGGUUCUCCAGAAGAAGCUAUCAUUGUGGAUGCAGGAACUGAUGAGAUAGAAGGGCUGGCAGAUUCUCUUCCAUCUUUGUGUUUAAAGCAAGUCUUCCCAAAAUACACCAAGCAGUUCAAUUACCUGCGGGUAGUCGAGCGAAUUGCUGGCAUUUUCAUGCGCUUCCUCGGGGUCAAAGGAAACAUGAGGCUAGGGCCGACCGGGUUCCGCACCUUCAUCAGGAACUGCAAGCUGAGUAACAGCAGCUUCUCAAUGGCCUCAAUGGACAUCCUGUACAUUGACAUCACCCGUCGCUGGGCUGGAAUGCUCUCCGACUCCAGAGAAGCAGGCAUGUGUCUUCAAGCAUUUUUUGAGGCCUUUUUCUACCUGGCAGCACGCAGGUACAAGGCUUUACCCCUACGGGAACAGGUGCUCUCACUGCUGGAGGUGUGUGAGGGUUCCCUUGAGGAGCAGGGCCACAGCGAGAAGCCACGGCCUCACAGAUCACACAAAAACACUAACCCCAUCUCUGCCCAUUCAUCAGCACCAACCAUACUCAACUCCCCUGCCCUGACACGCCGACAUUGCAGGCUUCAUCCAUUGCAGCCCUCUGCUAAGGGAAAUGCAGAGAACUGACAAUUACUCAUACAAACAAACAGCAUCCUUAUCAGAAAUUUUAGUGGGCAAAGUAAUGGGCUUUAGUUGAAAGAAAGAAAGAACAAACCAGGGUAGAAGUGGAGCUUUACCAGUGCUCUCACUAACUUUAAGUUAGUGCAAUAGAUAAAAUUGUAUUAUUCAUAUGUCAGAUUGAGAUUUAUUUCACCAUAAUCAACUAAAGGGACUAUUCACUCAAUAAUAAUUCCUGUUGUCAUAUGGAGAUGUUAGAAUGUAAAACUCACCAUGACAGUAAAAGGUAACUUAGGCUUACAUUCUGCCCAACAUCUGAGUUCCAAGAAAGAAAGAAAAUCAUAUUGGGUUUUUCACUUUUGUUUUACUGAAUUGACAGAACUGCUCCCACGUGUAGGAAUUAGGGUUGGGCGAUGUCCCCUAAAUUGGCAGUUGACGAUGUUGACAGUAAAACAUCGCGAUAAACGAUGAUAUCGUCGGGGGGGGGGGAGGGAUUAUAUAAUUUUAUAUAAUUUUCAAAA
Molecule: messenger RNA, 2707 nt
Organism: Xyrauchen texanus (razorback sucker)
Lineage: Eukaryota; Metazoa; Chordata; Actinopteri; Cypriniformes; Catostomidae
Product: tubulin polyglutamylase TTLL11-like
Exons: 9
Coding region: 18-2195 (725 amino acids)
Biological process (GO): microtubule cytoskeleton organization; protein polyglutamylation
Cellular component (GO): cilium
Molecular function (GO): tubulin-glutamic acid ligase activity; tubulin binding
Source: RefSeq, a predicted model, not a curated record